Acaromyces ingoldii is the source of this 2232-nucleotide messenger RNA. RefSeq names its product actin-like ATPase domain-containing protein. Gene Ontology annotation, biological process: microtubule-based movement. Lineage: Eukaryota; Fungi; Basidiomycota; Exobasidiomycetes; Exobasidiales; Cryptobasidiaceae. Bases 1 to 2175 code for a protein of 724 amino acids. The record is from RefSeq and is a predicted model, not a curated record. The transcript has 2 exons.
AUGGCAUCGUCGUCGACGCGGACGAGAAAGACCUCGCUGGGUCGACGUCCGGCUGGCUUCGACCUUGGAGCAGACGUAGGUGCAGGGUCCAGUGCAGGAGGCUCGUCUUCUCGGAGUAGCGCGCGACAUGACUACCCCGGGACGCCAUCCUCGUCGUCGGCCCGACGACAGGCGCUUCUCUAUGGGCCACAGGAGGAUCGAGUCGUACUCGACAUCGGGACGAGGUGCACUAAGGUUGGCUUCGCGGGGGAAGCCAGACCACGAGUGGUUCUUGACUCUGUGAGGGCGGCGACGAGGGCAAGCGAAAGUCUUCCUCACGACGGCUAUGGAAGGGAAGCGCAAGACGACAUUUGCUUGUGGGGGCCCGACAUUCUGCACUGUCGGGACCAAGAGGAGAGAUCAAAGAGAAAGGCCAGGCUCAGUGCUAGGCUCACACUUCUACUGCGAGAAGUCUACAUAACUCAUCUCAUGAUUGAGCCGAAAUCGCGAGGCGUGAUCCUCGUCGAAAGUCCGCUCAUGCCGAAUGUCGUGCGCAAGACACUUUGCGACGUCCUCUUUGGUAAUCUUCAGGUGCCUUCGGUCUCAUUCAUGCCCGCCCACUUGCUCAGCACUCUUGCGGUCGGUCGAAUGGCAGGCCUUGUCAUCGACAUGGGCCACCACGAAGCCACCCUGGUUCCUGUCCACUCCGGUCGCCCAAUGGUCCCACAACAUCUUCGAACGACGCCGAGAGCCGGCAAAAGGCUUCAAGCUCGGCUCAAGUCCCUCCUCCUUCACUUCGGCCACUAUUAUCCACCGUUCACCCCGUCUUCUGGGUCUUCAUUCGGCCAGGGGUCUGCUUCAUCGUCUUUGGCGUCAGGAGCGGGCCCCUCUCGAAGGACAAAGAUUCCGGAAAGGAUUCUGACAGAAGGCUUCUUGCAAGAUAUCAGCGCAAAGGCGCUUCUCGUGGGCAAUCCUGUCAAGGACCAAGACGUACAAGUGGCUCUCGACGGCAGCGACGACGAAGAGGCCUACAUGCAACAACUUGCGGAGAGAUACGGCUCAGAAGGGAUCCAAGCAACAGACUUGACCAUUCAAGUGCCUGCAUCCUCGCGACCACCAAUCCAUCCUCCUCAGCAGCCUUCGACUUUGAGCUUCGCCACAGUCCAAACGGCUCGAGAGGCACGAGGCAGCAUCGUCGUCCCUGGUUGGAUUCGCGAGCGGGCGUGUGAGGUCUUCUUUGAGCCGGGAGAUGAAGACGAGGCGAGCAUCGUCGAAAUGGUCCUCGAGUCCCUGGUCAAGCUGCCCAUUGACACGCGCACUGCCCUCGCGGGCAGCAUCUUCGUUGUGGGUGGUACGGCCAUGGUUCCCAAUUUCGCACAUCGCCUUCGCAUCGAAGUCGUCCGCGCUUUGGCCAAGGCAGAUCAAUCUCUCGACGGAGCUGUGCCCAGUGUCGCAUUGAGCAUGGCCCGCAUUGGUCCGCGGUGGGAUUCGGUCAAAGUUUCGAAGCAGAAAGAGGCCACCUCAGCCUCUUUGGUGGCAGCAGCGACGGGGGCAGUGGAAGGGGACGAGAGCUUUCAGUCGGCGCACGAAGGCGAUGAAGAGGCACCGGCUGCCGCCGACGAGAGCUUUGUCAUCACGGCAGCUAAUGAGCAGCUAUCAGACGAGGGACAGAUCGAAGAGCUGCGCAAGUCAACAUCGUCCCUGUCCCUUGUCGAAUGUAAGCGGUACCACCGCUUUGCGCCGCUCUCGUCGCUCGCACAUCACGUCGCUGUCCUCAACGAUCAUGCGCCUCGAAUUGCAUCCGAUGGCUCGGCAGUCGGGGGCACUGCACCAUCAUUGCCACUGCAGCUCGUCCCCUGGAUCGGCGCCUCGCUCAUCGGAAGCUUGCGAUCCGUUGAUUCGGCCCAGGUCGUGCUUCGCGAAGCGUGGGAUCAAGCCCAGGCCGAUCAGCGAGAGAUCGUCGCUAGGUCAGCGCGCCAAGGACAGCCGCAAAAGGAUGUGGAGCUUCCCACAUCACCCACACCGUCGUCUUCCUUUGCCUCUCGGCCAGGCUAUGGAGCACAGCGCGGGAGCUUCCUGGGCGUCGUUCAUGGUCUCGAUCUCGGAUCUUAUGGCCCGCUCAGUGCAAAGCAGCGCUUCGGCAGCGGGCUCGGCUCGCCUCCAGCCCCUUCUUCGUCGUCUUCAAUGGGAAGAUGAUUGUCUUCUUUCUUUUGGCUGUGCAUGUCAUGCAAGUAAAUACAAUCGAUACCAUUC